GAUUUCCUCUUGAUUUUUGACCAUGGGACAUUUACCUUACUUUCAAAGGGAAGUCUUAGGAUUAGUCUUUUAGAAAACAAAAGGCCAAAACACUUGCAGGCCACUUCUGCUUCUUGAAUUCCCACAUACUUCUCCUAAGGCAACCAGACAGAUCUAGUGCCCCACUGGAAUGGAGAUAAGGCAGAGUGGAGAGAGAAACAAAAUACCAAUUGCUAUUUCCACAUACCCAUCUGCACAGAUAAAGGUUUUGGCAGGAGUCAGUGACUGUGUGAGGCCAUUACUGUGCUGAUUGUAAAAGACUUAUUUCUCUUCUCACUGUACUACAGUCAAGACUUCUUGGCAAGCCCAGCAGAAUCCAAAGGACUCACUCCAUGGAGAGAUGCUCAGUGAUGAAGGCAGCCAAUGGCUCCGAGGAUGGCUUGGAUUUCAACCCCAUGAAGGAUUACAUGAUUCUGAGCAGUCAGCAAAAGAUAGCUAUUGCAGUGCUGUGCACCCCGCUGGGCCUGCUAAGCGCCCUGGAGAACCUGGCUGUGCUCCACCUGAUCCUGUCCUCCCACCGGCUUCGCAGGAAGCCCUCGUACCUGUUCAUUAGCAGCUUGGCCGGGGCUGACCUCCUGGCCAGUGUGAUCUUUGUCUGCAACUUCGUAAAUUUCCACGUCUUUCACGGCGUGGAUUCCAAGGCUGUCUUUCUGCUGAAGAUCGGCAGUGUGACCAUGACCUUCACAGCCUCUGUAGGCAGCCUGCUGCUGACCGCCGUUGACCGCUACCUCUGUCUGCGCUACCCACCUGCAUACAAAGCCCUCCUCACCCGUAGGAGGGCACUGGUGACCCUGGGCAUCAUGUGGGUCCUCUCGGCAUUGGUCUCCUACCUGCCCCUCAUGGGAUGGACUUGCUGUCCCAGUCCCUGCUCUGAGCUUUUCCCUCUGAUCCCCAAUAACUAUCUGCUGAGCUGGCUCCUGUUCAUCGCCCUCCUCUUCUCUGGCAUCAUCUACACCUAUGGGCACGUCCUCUGGAAGGCCCAUCAGCAUGUAGCUCGCCUGGCUGAGCACCAGGACAGGCAGAUGCCAGGGAUGGCCCGGAUGAGGCUGGAUGUGAGGUUGGCCAAGACCCUGGGGCUGGUGCUGGCUGUUCUCUUCAUAUGCUGGUUCCCGGUACUAGUCCUCAUGGCCUACAGCCUGACCACCACUCUAAGUGACCAGGUCAAGAUGAUCUUCGCCUUUUGCUCCUUGCUGUGCCUUGUCAACUCCAUGGUCAACCCCAUCAUCUACGCUCUGCGGAGUGGGGAGAUCCGCUCCUCGGCCCACCACUGCCUGGCCCACUGGAAGAAGCGCCUGAGAGGCCUUGGGCCUGAAGGAAAAGACGAGGUCCCGAGGUCCUCAAUCACGGAGACAGAGGCUGAUGUGAAAGUCACCCAGUGGCCAGAUUCCAGAGAUCUAGACUGCUCUGAUUGCUGAUGCGACUUCUUUGAGAAUUUUUUUUU
Messenger RNA from Miniopterus natalensis, 1480 nucleotides. RefSeq names its product cannabinoid receptor 2 (gene CNR2). The record is from RefSeq and is a predicted model, not a curated record. Gene Ontology annotation, cellular component: membrane. Gene Ontology annotation, molecular function: cannabinoid receptor activity. Lineage: Eukaryota; Metazoa; Chordata; Mammalia; Chiroptera; Miniopteridae. Gene Ontology annotation, biological process: G protein-coupled receptor signaling pathway.